AUGGCGAUGGCUACAGAGACUCUGUCGCUCGCUGGCAAAGUAGCAAUCGUGACAGGCUCUGGGCGCGAAACUGGUCUCGGUGCAGGUAUCGCAAAUGCUCUUGCUCGUAACGGUGCCUCUAUAGUCAUUAAUUAUGUAAGCGACACAACGCGCAAUGGCGCUGAAACGCUGGCGAAGAGAUUGAGUACGGACUAUGGCAUCGGAGCUGUUGCGAUCCAAGAGAACAUCGAAUCACAGGAUGGCGCCAACAAUCUCAUUGAGAAGACCCUUAGACUACUCAAGACGGCCCAUAUUGAUAUUCUAGUCAACAAUGCCGGGUGCAACCUGCCAGGUUCAACUCUAGAUACGCCAUUGGAAAACAUACAGAAGCAAUUCUCUGUGAACGUGUUUGCGGCAAUAUACGUCGUGCGAGCUACAGUGCCUCACAUGCCACGGGGCGGGCGCAUCAUCAACAUAGGCAGCAUCUCGUCCAAGCUGGGUCUCAAGAGCCUGCCUUUCUAUAAUGCAGCAAAAUCAGCACAAGAUUCACUCACGCACACAUGGGCAGCGGAGUUUGGGCGUAGCCAUGGUAUCACCGUCAAUACAGUGGCCCCGGGGCCCGUCGAUACUGACGAGCAGAGGAAAUUUGCCCGUGACAAUCCAGAGGGAUACAAAGCAAUCCAGGAUCUAGUAGACAUGACGAAGGCGGCGGAUCGUGUCGGGGCGCUCGAAGACAUUGCGGAUGCGGUACUGUUGUUGGCGCAGGAGAAAAGCCGGUGGAUCACUGGCCAGUAUAUUGACAAGAGGGUUUCAAUCCAUCUCUCAAUCUAUGUGAGGAUUAUGCCUACAGACCAGAGCUGGACGCAAAGUCCUCCCUACCAACCUGCUGAUGGCGGCGACUCUUUUGACAAGAAGCAUGAAGGCCGUUGCGCUCCAUUUCAGUGGGCUGCUAUCUUCCACAAGGAAGACAUGAUGUUCGAGAAUGGCACGAAAGACCUAGUCUUCUACAACUCAGCGGACAACACCUUAGAACAUGACUUGCCUUGUAAAGUGAGCUGCGCACAUUGCCGGACCCCGAUCAUGGAUGAAGGCAGGCGGAUGGUGCUGCUGUUUCCGACGCUCAUCAAAUUCAACAAUCAGCCACAAAGAGACGCCUUUUACCCACAUUGCCAUAUAUUCUACUCACAGAGGGUAGUGGACAUACCUGACGGGACGCCAAAAUGGGACGGCCUAGAUGGACUUGAGAAUGGUAUGCUGCUUGAUGACAUGCCAUAG
Molecule: messenger RNA, 1254 nt
Organism: Neoarthrinium moseri
Lineage: Eukaryota; Fungi; Ascomycota; Sordariomycetes; Amphisphaeriales; Apiosporaceae
Exons: 7
Coding region: 1-1254 (417 amino acids)
Source: RefSeq, a predicted model, not a curated record